UUCAAUGCAUCAAUUAUGUUUUGCUAUCUAGAGAAACUUCACAAAUCCAAUGAACAGAAGAAUUUAUUCUCACUUGGCAAAUCAAAACUGGAUCUACUGACCUGAUGUCCAUGUAGUCUUUAGGAUUUUUGUGAAGUCCUCAAAAGUCAGUGCUUUGCCAUGUAGAUGUUUAAAAUAAAAUGCCCCAAAAUGACAACCCAGAACGCAGGAGUGGAAUUGGCUGGUUUUAGCAAGUCGUAGAUCAGUGUAGGUCCUCUAUGAAUAAGAACCGGUGAAGUUAGCAGCAAGAUGAUGGUUUAUAAUAUUGCCACAAAAUGGCAAGGAAUUUAUCACAUGGCUUUGUACUCAUCUAAAAUUACAGAAUUUCUUUUCCAACUAGUAACUAAUUUUACUUGUUGAGGCAAAAAGCUUGGUAUUUUCUUUGCUGAUGAUACAGUUAAUUUUUUUUUUUUUUUGAAUCAGCAACCACAGAAAUAACUUUUAGUGGCAGAAAGAUGCUUUCUGUGGUAAAACUGCAUCAAACUAGAAGUUUCAUUAUUCUGAUUAGAGCUGAAUUACAGAUUGCUGAAGCUGUUGCUCUUGUCGAUACCCUUCAGAAUUGGACAGUUUUAGAUAAAAUAAUUAUUCCUACAAAAAAUCCGGACAAGAAGUUUAUUUUUGGCAAAGGAAACCUUCAGGUUUUGACAGAAAAGAUUAAAAAAUUGCCCCAUGUGACAGCCGUCUUCUUGAAUGUGGAAAGAAUAUCUUCACUAACAAAGAAAGAACUAGAAGAUGCCUGGGGCGUGAAAGUCUUUGACAGAUACACAGUUGUACUUCACAUUUUUCGUUGUAAUGCCCGGACCAAAGAAGCAAAACUUCAGAUCGCAUUGGCUGAAAUCCCGCUUCUCAGGUCAAAUCUGAAAAAUGAGGUGGCUCAGCUAGAUCAGCAGAGGGGUGGAUCAAGAUACAUUAUGGGCUCAGGUGAAACAUUCAUGGAAACACAGAAUCGUAUCUUGAAAGAAAGGGAACUUAAAAUUAGGAAUGCCCUGGAUAAACUGAGAAGAAAAAGGUCUUUACUUAGAACUCAGCGCAAAAAACGCGAGUUUCCAGUUAUCUCAGUAAUGGGCUAUACUAAUUGUGGAAAAACUACCUUGAUCAAAGCCUUGACUGGUGAAGAAGGACUUCAACCCAGAGAUCAGCUGUUUGCCACUCUUGAUAUUACAGCCCAUGCAGGCUACCUGCCCUCGCGUAUGGCGGUCAUUUAUGUUGACACUAUUGGGUUUCUGACUGAUCUCCCACAUAACCUAGUUGAGUCCUUUUCAGCUACGUUAGAAGAAGUGGCUUACUCGGAUCUGAUAGUUCACGUGAGGGAUAUUACUCAUCCAGAAACCAACCUCCAGAAAGCAACUGUUCUGUCAGUUCUGAAGAAUCUUAAUCUUCCCAGCCAUUUAUUGGACUCAAUGGUAGAAGUUCAUAACAAAGUGGAUUUGAUAGAAAGAUAUAAACCCGCUGAAGAAAAUGCUUUAGCCAUUUCUGCUCUACAUGGACAUGGUUUAGAAGAGCUGAAAGAAGAAAUAGAGAAAAAAAUCUUGACAGCAACAGGGAAGAAAAUUCUGACAGUUAAUGUCAACUUAGAGGGAUCACAGCUAAGUUGGCUCUAUAAAGAAGCAACAGUUCAGGAAGUGGAAGUCAUGCCUGAAGAUGGCACAGCCAGAGUGAAAGUGAUAAUCGGCAAUUCUGCGUUUGGCAGAUACAAAAACCUCUUUCCUAACAGUAAGAUUUUUAUGCCGUGAAACUGCAUCCUUUUCAAGGAAAAGAAACUGAUCUCAUUAAGAAGAUGUGAAGUGAACUUAAGGACUUGUGGGUUGAAGAGUGUUUUUCUUCCCCAGUUGAUGUUUUUGAUGCAUUUUAGAAAGGGCCACUGCUUCAGACAGCUUCUCUAUGGAAACAAUAAGAGCUUUGAGCUUCAUUCUCUCGGCAAGUGCAAGGACAGCACUGAAUUUUUAAUGUUGAAAGAGUUGUUGGUGACAAGCUGUGGACCUGAAACACAGGGAAAUCAUGGGAGAGCAUCUGAAUGAACCUUUAGAAAAAUACUAAGUUUCUUACAUAAAGUUUUUUAUCCAAUUUUUCAGAAUAAAAUAUUUAUUAUAGCUAA
Molecule: messenger RNA, 2134 nt
Organism: Columba livia (rock pigeon)
Lineage: Eukaryota; Metazoa; Chordata; Aves; Columbiformes; Columbidae
Gene: GTPBP6
Product: GTP binding protein 6 (putative)
Exons: 10
Coding region: 495-1772 (425 amino acids)
Cellular component (GO): cytoplasm
Molecular function (GO): ribosome binding; GTP binding
Source: RefSeq, a predicted model, not a curated record